CAGAGUGGGAAAAGUGUGUGAUCGGAUAACUGUUAGAUCUUCUUCUAUCAUAACUGGCUUGUGUUGUGGCGGGAGCAUCGGUCCGCUUCGAACUCAUGUUAGCAUGCGGAACACCAAGAUGAGGAUGCUUUCAAUGAUCAGUGUUUUUGCUACUCUUUUUACUGCUUCAGGAUUACAGAUCAGAAAACCAGGUGCUGCUCGCCAACAAAAAAGUGAAAUUGUACAACUGAAGCAAGUAAAGAAAUUGAAUAGAUUGGACAAUUUAGGAUUUUUAUCUUAUACAUUUACAGCUUUCAAUGAAACAUUCAAUAUACGAGUUAAUCCCGCCGAAGGCUUAUUAUCUCCUAUUUUUAACAUUAUGACUGUAAAUGAGGGAGAAUUGAAUUCUUCCUUAAUAAUUCGUAAACCUUCAAGCUUUAAAAACUGUUUUUAUAAAGGAUAUGUAUCCGGCGAUCCAAGCUCAUCAGUUAUGUUAAGCUUAUGCCAUGGUGUGAUUGGUUUUAUUCACACUUGCCAUGGUGAUUACAAAGUGGAACCUCUAUCAGCAAAAGGCAUAUCAAAUGAGCAUGUAAUAUACCAGUUAUCAGAACGCAGAAAGUCUUUAUGCUCUUCAGCUGGUCCUGAAAUGACUGACUUUCCAAUUGGGAAAUUAAGAACGAAGAGAUCUGUUUCUAAAGAAUGGAAUCUGGAAGUGAUGGUUGUUGCUGACAGUAAAAUGCGAAAAUACCACGGAGACAAUUUAGAAAUGUAUAUUCUAACAUUAAUGGCCUCAGUUGCCCGUAUUUACAAAGAUCCUAGUAUAGGUAACAACAUAAAUAUUUCUAUUGUGAAGUUGAUCAUAAUGUCGGAAGGAGAGGAUGCUGAUAUAAUUUUUCCCAGUGCUUCAAAAACUCUUCGAAAUUUCUGCCGAUGGCAACAAGAAUUAAACGACGCUCAAGGACACCAUCACGAUACAGCUAUACUUCUAACAAGAGAAGACUUAUGUCGACACUCAAAGACAUGUGACACUCUUGGAUUAGCCCAAUCUGGCAUGGCGUGUGACAGAGAAAGUAGUUGUGCAGUUAUAGAAGAUAAUGGUCUUAGUGCAGCAUUUACUAUUGCUCACGAAAUUGGUCAUAUAUUGGGAGUUCCUCAUGAUGAUGACACAAAGUGCAAUCGAUUUCAUAAUAAAGGUCAAAGACUUCAUGUAAUGGCCAGAAUGCUAGAUUACAAUAGUUAUCCUUGGACAUGGUCGGAAUGCAGCCGACAUUUUAUCACUACUUUCCUUGAUGCUGGUUAUGGCUACUGUCUUCUGACAAAGCCCAACAGAGAUUUACUAAUUAGUUAUGAACAUAUUCAUACACCAGCUGGAGAACUAUAUGACAUGGACUAUCAGUGUGAGUUAGUGUUUGGAUCAGGCUCCAGAAUUUGUCCAUACAUGCCAGUUUGCAAAAGACUUUGGUGCACGAUGGAAGAUGUCACUCUGGGUGGCUGCAGAACUCAACACAUGCCAUGGGCUGAUGGCACUAGAUGUGGACCGAACAAGUCAUGCCUACGAGGAGAAUGCGCCGUCGAUCCAGUCUACUUUGCACCAGCUAGAGAUGGAGAAUGGGGAGAAUGGCAAGAUUAUGGGCCAUGUUCUAGAUCUUGUGGAGGUGGUGUCACAAGAUCAAUACGGGAAUGUGACAGUCCAAGGCCAACAAACGGUGGGCGAUAUUGCGUUGGUGACCGAAUUAGAUACAAAUCUUGUCAAACUCAAGACUGCCCACUCGGCUCUGGAGAUUUUAGAGAAGAACAAUGUUCAGCUUUCAAUGGUAAAACGUUUGGAUUUCCUGGAGUUGAAGUAAACGUGAAAUGGGUGCCACAUUAUACUGGAAUUGAUCCUAAAGAUAACUGCAAGCUUUACUGCAGAGCAGCUGGAACAGCAGCUUACUUUUUGUUAAAGGAAAAAGUAAUCGAUGGUACGACUUGCGGACCGGAUACUUAUGAUAUAUGCAUAAAUGGAAAAUGCAUGGCAGCAGGUUGUGAUCAUAAACUUAACUCUAAAGAAGUUACAGACGUUUGUGGUGUUUGCGGCGGAAAUGGAACCAGCUGCCAUGUGAUUCGUGGAAAAUUCACUGAAGUACAAUACGGAUAUAAUGAUGUAGUUAUGAUUCCAGCGGGAGCUAGUAAUAUUGAUGUUAUUCAAUAUGGUCAUGAAAAUAAUUUAGAUGACAACUACUUAGCUUUGGUAGGAUCAAAUCAUAAAUAUCUUUUGAAUGGGAACUAUAUGAUAUCAAUGUUUCCUAAAAGCAUUCAGUAUGCCAGUUCCCUGAUAGAUUACUCUGGUUCUCAUACUGCAGUUGAACGAAUCAACGCAUCCAAAAGAUUAGAAGAUGAUUUAUAUGUUCAGGUACUAACCGUUGGUAGUUUACAUCCUCCAUCCAUAUCAUAUGAAUACACAAUUUCAGUGCAUAAACAAAUACAUUAUCGAUGGAAAUUAGAAGAAAACUUUUCUCCGUGUAACAGUGUUUGCCAAGGCGAGCAGUACAGGAAGGCCAUCUGUAUCGAUAGAACAAAUGGAAAUAUGGUCAAUGAUCCCUUUUGCCUUGAUUUGGAACGACCUAUGCAUGAAGCUAAAGUCUGCAACAAUGGGUGCAUUCUGAAGUGGCAAGUUACCUCUACAGAACCAUGUUCUGCAGUUUGUGGAACUGGUUUCCAAACAAAUGAAAUUAAAUGUGUUCAGUUAAAAGUGGACUCUGGGGAAAGUAAUAUAAUUCUAGAACAGGCUUGUGCUCACAUUGAACCAAAGCCACCCGAGAGAGUUGAAUGCCUCGGUCCUUGUACUAUGAAAGAUUGGAAGUAUGGAGAAUGGUCUCAAUGUUCAGCAAGUUGCGGUGGAGGUAUACAAUUUAGAAAAGGUCUUUGUUUUGGUGAUGACAGUAUUGAAUUACCAGAAACUGAGUGUAAUAAUAGCAGUCUGAUAAAUAAACAACCAUGUGCUUUAGAAUCAUGCCCUAGUUGGAAACCUGAGGAAUGGAGUGAUUGUUCAGCAACUUGUGGCCGAGGACAACGCCAUCGACGUGUCAUGUGUUACUUCAAAGGAAAUUUCGUCGCUCGAUCUUUGUGCAAUAACUCAAGAAUCCCCUCAACAUCAGAAUCCUGCUAUCUUCCUCUUUGUACUGAAUGGAAAACUGGAUCUUGGGAACCUUGUUCCAUAACAUGUGGAAGUGGUGUUACCAAACGUAGGGUGUACUGUUCCGAAAAUGGAAGUCCUGUGGCGAAAGAAAAGUGCAGUGCUGUUACUAAACCUGCUGAUACCAAACCUUGCAAUUUACCAUCCUGCGUAAUUAAAUCCGAUGACUAUCCUCAUAUAUUUAAAAACACCAUUCCAGUUCCUCUUCCAGAAAUUACCCAUUCUCAUCUCCAAAUGCCUGUAUGGAAAACUGGAAACUGGUCUUUGUGCUCUGCCACUUGUGGGGAUGGCUCAAUGUAUCGUCAAGUUCUUUGCCAAAAUCCAGUUACUCAUCGAAUUUUACCUGCAAGGAAAUGUAAUAGAUUUAGAAAGCCAAGUCAUAAAACAUCUUGUCGGCUACCAUCAUGUGGACGUUGGACUGCGGAGAAAUGGAGCGAAUGUUCUACAUCCUGUGGAUAUGGUGUGCAAACUAGGCAGAUAGUAUGUCUGUUAGCUGAUAAUAAUAGUACUAAUGACGAUUUCUGUGACCUCAAUCUCAAGCCAAGGCAUGAAAAAAAUUGCUUCAUUACUGAUUGCCCACAUCAAAAUUCUUCGCUUAGAAUUAUUCAUAACAGUGUUGAAACAGUGUAUUAUUGGAGAACUGGAUCUUGGGGAAAAUGCUCAAAUUCAUGUGGUGGGGGCAUUCGACGAAGACAAGUGGCAUGCUACGAUGAUUUAGGACAACUAAGUAGCAAUUGUGAUGCAUCAAAAAAGCCUCCUGAUAUGUCUCCAUGUAAUUUGGAAAAGUGUCCUCAGUGGGAUAUUUCUGACUGGAGUCCGUGUUCUGUUUCUUGUGGGAAAGGCAAACAAACUCGUCGUGUGCAAUGCGUUAAUAAUAAAGGUAAUGUGAUGAACCAUGAAAGAUGUGAAGCUCCUACUCCGGAAAAUGAGAAACGUUGCAAACUCAUUCCAUGCCUGCAUUGGUCUUGGUCUUCUUGGUCACAGUGCUCUACAAGCUGUGGACAAGGUUACCAAACUCGAGUUGCUCGCUGCUUGCGAGGGCAGAGAGUUGUAAGCGAUGAAAACUGUGGACUUCUUUCAAAACCCUCACCAGAAACAAAAAUGUGCAAAAAUAAAAGUUGCAGUUUUCACUGGCGAAAGCAAAAAUGGUCAAAGUGCUCUACAAAAUGUGGUAAGGGCCAUAAAUUUAGAGAGGUCACAUGUGCUAGUGGAAAGAAUGAGACAGUAAAUGACAGUUUUUGUAGCCACAUAAAGAAACCAAGGACAAAACGAAGAUGUCAUCAGUACCAGUGCGCCAUGGCAUGGAUGACUAGUUUAUGGUCAGAGUGUUCAAAAACAUGUGGGAAAGGUGUUCAAACGCGUGAUGUAACAUGCCACAGAGUGAAUCCUUACAAAUGGAUAAAUCCUGACUCUGUACCACAACCAAACAGCAAUGAAUUUUGGUGUAAUCUGGACGAUAAACCAUCAGUAACGAGAGGAUGUAACUUGGGUGAUUGUGGUGGUAAUGUUUGGAAAGUCGGACCAUGGCAACAAUGUUCGGUGCAAUGUGGUACAGGAAGACAACGAAGAAAAGUACAUUGUUACAAUAGUAAUGAAAUACGUUUAAAUAACACUUUAUGUGAAGAGAAAUAUAGACCACAAAGAAGACGGCGUUGCCAUUUACGCCCUUGUUCUGCAAUCAGUUGCGCAGAUUUUCAAGAAAGAGGUAACGUAACAGUAGAUGGUGAGCAAGAAAUUUUUGUGCGGGGGCGUUAUGUUAAAGUGUAUUGCGCAAAAAUGAGUACAAGUACACCUCAAGAAUAUAUUACUCUUGUUAGAGGAGAGCAAGACAAUUAUUCAGAAGUGUAUAAUAAAAGAUUGAAAUAUCCUGAAACAUGCCCAUACAGAGGAGCUCGCUUUGAUUCAUGUGACUGCACGAUAGACAAUAGUAUUGGAUCUGGUCUUACUACUUUUCAACGAAUUGCUAUUAAUAUUACCUCUCUAUCAGUCUUUACGCAUGAUCUAACUUAUUCAAAAACUCAUUCUGGACAAAGCAUUCCUUUUGGUGAGUCUGGAGAUUGUUAUAGUAUGUCUUCUUGUCCUCAAGGAAGAUUUUCAUUAAGUUUACUUGGAACUGAUUUUAUUGUAUCUCCAAUGACUAAAUGGAUAACGCACGGCAACUAUCCUUCUAGCAGAAUACGAUGGUUAGAGGGUGGACAUGUAAUACAAGGGAAAUGUGGGGGCUUUUGUGGGAAGUGUGCACCCGAUCAUCAGAUUGGAUUACUACUAGAAGUUGCACCUCCAUGAUCUUUGGUUUAUUAUAAAAAUUACUUUUUUGGGACUAAUUAAAAAUAUACUCUGCGUUGUGCUCUGUGUGAGUGAAUUGUGCUCUAUAUUCGUGUCAACUGUUCCUUUUUAAAAGAAGUUCUGCAGAUUAUCACUUCACGGGAAUAUCGCAACAUCAAGGCUUCUGCAGGCAGUAGCCUGGGCUUGUCCACUGCCACCAACUACAGUUAAAUGCUGAGGUCAAAUAUAUAAAAAGAAGAAUUUUUUGUGUAAAAAGCAAGUUUGACGUGGCUUCGAAAAGGACACAUUUGCUUUUGACUCUAGUGCACUACUAAGCAAACGGAACACGGAAAAAGUGAAAAACAUUGAAUUUAUGAAGAGUGAAAUAUUUUCAUGUACAUAAUCGUUUUGUAUUUUUGUUUUUAGUCAUAAAAAAUCAUCGACGUAGAUUUUUAACAAUAUUUUCUUGCAGAAUUUAAUGACAUGCUUUGCAAAUACUCGAAAAUAUGAAAUAAAACUAAAACAUUUAA
Messenger RNA from Parasteatoda tepidariorum (common house spider), 5949 nucleotides. Its product is annotated as A disintegrin and metalloproteinase with thrombospondin motifs 9. Gene Ontology annotation, biological process: extracellular matrix organization; proteolysis. Gene Ontology annotation, molecular function: zinc ion binding; metalloendopeptidase activity. The record is from RefSeq and is a predicted model, not a curated record. NCBI's taxonomy places the organism in Eukaryota, Metazoa, Arthropoda, Arachnida, Araneae, Theridiidae.